UGACUUGUUGGCAAGCGGGAUGCAGUAAAGCAGAAAUUUGGAGGGGGGGGGAUAUAACCAGGGGUUGUGAAGGCACCCCCCCCUCCCUUCUAGCUCAGUCAAAACGACUGGCUGUGAUGCUGGAAAAGAAAGUUAAGGUAAUCCCACAUAUAUGCUUAUAUGCCCCACAACAAUCCUGUAACGUUGGCUGGGUUGAGAGAGAGUGACUGGCCCAAAUCACUCAGAGUGAUAGAAUGUGCCCCUUCAGCAGCAGUGGGGAAGGAUUUUGCCAACUUGGAAGAAACACAGAUCAAGAGAUGUGGAAUCCUGAAUUGGAUGAGGGAGAAGGGAGAAGAACAACAAACAAAAUUUUCAAGGUGUGCGAGGUUCGGCAGCACAUUUCAACAUGUCCCAAUGGCAACAAAUUCAAAUCCUGGACAAAGUUCACAUGGACCAGAUAGAUUUUCUCUACUCAGAUGACACCUUACCCAUGGAAGUGCGUCAGUAUUUAGCCUACUGGAUUGAGGAACAAAACUGGAGCCAAGCAAUAGAACUGGACCCCUCACAAGCCUGCUGUCUUUUCCAUACCAUGUUGUCUUCACUGGAUGAUCAGAUUGGACGUCUGGCGUUGGGCGAAGAGAACAAUGCUAACAUGUUACUCAAGCACAACUUGCGCCGUUCCAAACUGCAUCUCUCGAGCAAGUAUCAAGAACAUCCCCAGGAACUCGCCAUUGCCAUUGAUGCUCUAUUGAGACAGGAGAGAGCAAUUCUGUCUGAAGCCUUUUCUGCCUCUCAGGCAAGUGUGGAUCCUCCAUCUGAUUCCCCUGUGCCUACCAGCCAUCAGCAUAAGAUUGAGGAGCGGCUAAUGGAGAUGCACAAGACAAUUCAGGGUCUGAAAUGUUCCAUUGAGCAACAUGACGAUCUGCAGGAUAAUUUUGAUUUUUCUUAUCGGACACAUAAGCAUUUAGAAAGCACCACUCCCGCUAGUGGACCUGUUCGGGCCAAAAUGAUUGAGAAGUUACAAAGCAUGUUAAAUAGGUUGAACCACUUCCGCCAGGAGAUACUGAGCCAAAUCCAUGAACUUCUCGGACGCUCUGAUACUCUAAGAGAUUUACUUCUGAAGGAGGUAUCAGCAUGGCAAAACCGUCAGCGCUUAGUUUGCAUUGGAGAGAAAUGCGAUACCAGCUUAGGUCGUCUGGAAGAAUGGUUUACUAAAAGCGCUGAGAUCCUCUUCCACUUGCUACACUUAAUUAAGAUGCUGACUGGGAUGUACGACAAGGUGACUUACCAGACAGAUCCCCUCAAGGGCCAGUUGCCCCUUCUGAUGAAGCGACUUCAGGAGCAAAUAAUCUGCCUCUUGAAAAGUGCUUUUGUGGUGGAGGUACAACCUAAGAUGCAAGUUCCCAAUCAACGUCCUCUGGUACUGAGAACCAACCACAAGUUCUCCGUCCGGGCCAGACUACUGGUAAAACUUGUGGAUCGAAACAACUCACUUGAGGUGAAGAUUGACAUUGACCGGGAUGCUACUAAUUUGACUGGGUUCCGGAGGUUCAAUAUUUUGACAUCCAGCACCAAAACCUUGAUGAUGGAUGAUCCCCAAAAGCAAGGACUCGUUUGUGAUUUUAAGUACAUUACACUGAAAGAGCAGAAACUCUCCGGUUCAGGGAAAGGCAACAAAGGGAUUAGUGAGGGAUCGUUGUCUGUCACCGAAGAAUUGCACAUUAUCACUUUCACCCUGGAUUACUGCUAUCGAGGUAUCAAGUGCCAGCUACAGACAUCCACCUUGCCAGUGGUGAUUGUUUCCAAUGCCAACCAGCUCUCCAGCGCUUGGGCUUCCAUUUUAUGGUUUAUUAUGCUCAGCAGAGAUACUAAGAACCAGCUGUUUUUCUCCCAAUCACCGACUGCCACCUGGGCCCAGCUUUCCAGUGUAUUGUCCUGUCAAUUCUCAGCAGCUACUAUGCGAGGCCUGGAUAACCAUCAGCUCAAGAUGCUGGGAGAAAAACUCUGUGGGCCAGGGGUGAACUCGCAGAGUACCAUCACAUGGGAACAGUUUUCAAAGGAAGCAACUGCAAGCUCCCCAGGCAACAAUAAUUUCAGCUUCUGGACCUGGAUUGAUGGGAUCCUACUCCUGAUUCAAGAGAAUCUGCUUCAGCUCUGGAAGGACGGUCGCAUCAUGGGAUUUGUGAGCCGCAAAUAUGAACAGCGUUUGCUGAAGAAGAAAAGAGCUGGCACCUUCCUGAUACGUUUCAGUGAGAGUACCUCCAGUGGUGGCAUCACCUUUACCUGGGUAGAGUUUAACAAUGAUGGUGUUCCCGAGUUCAAUUCAGUUGAGCCCUACACCAGGAAAGAGCUGGAGUUCCUUUCACUGCCUGAUAUCAUCCGAGAUUACCAACGCCUGGCUAAAGAAGUCAUUCCAGAGAAUCCACUCCUCUACCUGUAUCCUGACAUUCCAAGGGAUGAUGCUUUUGGUUCUUACUACAAAGAACGCCGGGAAGUAAGCAUGACGGAACAAAGAAUGUACUUGAACCGUCGCCUGAUCAGAGUCUCUACGCAACCAGGAGAGACUCAGACACCAGAUAAAAAUGAACUACUCCCUAUAAGCAAUGGGUUGGUAGAUGAUGAACUGCAGAAUCCUGAGUAUAAAGCGGAGAACUGUCUGCUUGUCAAGGAAGAUCCUUUUCUUUGCCAGUCAAAUGAAGAGCAACAGGAACCUUCCCUCCUGUUUGAUAUGCCACACUUGCAGGUGGAUGACCCAGAUUUCCAAAGCCUGCUCAGUGUUGAGAAUAUAAGCAAUGAUAUUCCUGGAAAUGAAAUUGAGGAUUUAAUGAAGCUCUAUGCUAAGGUAGAAGUAGGUCCGUGUCUAUAAGACACACAUACAAUUCUCUACAUGUCCUUUAAUCCUCCCAUUCUUUCUUUGUUGUAUAUCUUUAUAAUAUACAAUCAAGGGCAUUGACAUAUAGGAAAAUAUAUUCUGGUUUCUCUUAGGCCCUCUCCACAAAUCUUUGGACAAAAGUUUCUCCCAUAAAUUUCCACUAUUUAACCAUUUAAGUUCUUUUCUUAACAGCUAUUUCUUCAAUUAUGCCUGGAUUGGGACAAAGCUAGGGAUGAAGGGUUGGACAACCUCUGGAAUUGCUGAGCCCUCCCUCUCUCUCUCCCUCCCACGCACACCCUUAUAGAAUUCAUGAAAGCUGAAAUUUGUUGACUUCCAAAAGGCUUGCAUGUUGACUGACUCUUGAUUAUAUUUGGACCAAAUUAAGAAAAAGUCAAAUAGCUCUUCAUUUUGAGUUACAGGGUUUGCAAAAAUCAAGUUUGGGAAAAGGAAAAAUAAUUUACUAGAAUCUAGAAAAGUAGUGUGAAAAAGACACCCAGAAAUAUACAAAUGAUGUGCUCAUUCAAUUAUUUGGGUCAGAUGGAGACCUUUUGAGUUAAGGGCUCAGCAUCCAUCUAGUUUAUUAGCAGGUGUGUUGUUGUUGUUUUCAAAAAAAUCAGAGUUGCUGCUUGCUAGAAUUAGAGUUACCAUGACAGUAAUCAAUGAAUAAUACUGAGCUUUCAUUUCUGUUUGCUUUGCCUCUCAGCUGUAAAUUUGUAAAUAAACAGAUGCUACAAAAUACAGCUUCGGUUUGCAUACUUUAUGGGAAGCUGACCCAGUCAAGCUGUUCUGGAAUUUCCCAUCAUUUGGAGAAGUAGCAAGGACCAACUAGAUCGAAGUGUACUUUGGUAAAAUUGAGCAAAUACGAGCUGCAUCCUCACGAACCCUUUCCUCAAAUGCAUGUGUGUGAUUUUUUUACUACCCUCUGCAAUUCUGGGAUCUUUCACUCCUUUUAUUUUAAUAAAAACAUUCA
This is a messenger RNA of Ahaetulla prasina, 3821 nucleotides long. It is a transcript of the gene STAT2, whose product is annotated as signal transducer and activator of transcription 2. The transcript has 25 exons. Gene Ontology annotation, biological process: regulation of cell population proliferation; cell surface receptor signaling pathway via JAK-STAT; defense response. Gene Ontology annotation, molecular function: RNA polymerase II cis-regulatory region sequence-specific DNA binding; DNA-binding transcription factor activity, RNA polymerase II-specific. The coding region runs from base 386 to 2845 and encodes 819 amino acids. Lineage: Eukaryota; Metazoa; Chordata; Lepidosauria; Squamata; Colubridae. The record is from RefSeq and is a predicted model, not a curated record.